AAGAGUGUCAAAAAUAUUCAGAAGAUUACGCAGGCUAUGAAGAUGGUUGCUGCUUCAAAGCUCAGAGCUAUUCAAACUAGAGCUGAAAAUUCACGCGGCCUAUGGCAGCCAUUUACUGCCCUUCUUGGUGACACUCCUAGUAUUGAUGUCAAGAAGAAUGUUAUUGUUACCAUUUCCGCAGACAAAGGUCUUUGUGGUGGAAUCAAUUCUACAUCUGUCAAGAUAAGCAGGGCUAUGCAUAAGUUGAAUUCUGGUCCUGAUAAGGAAAAUAAGUAUGUUGUCUUGGGGGAAAAGGCAAAGGCUCAGCUGGUGUGAGAUUCGAAAAAGGACAUUGAGCUGGUCAUGACUGAGUUGCAGAAAAAUCCUCUUAACUACACACAGGUUAUGAUGCCUUAAAUCUUCU
This is a messenger RNA of Solanum pennellii, 403 nucleotides long. Its product is annotated as ATP synthase subunit gamma, mitochondrial-like. Gene Ontology annotation, biological process: proton motive force-driven ATP synthesis. The record is from RefSeq and is a predicted model, not a curated record. Gene Ontology annotation, molecular function: proton-transporting ATP synthase activity, rotational mechanism. NCBI's taxonomy places the organism in Eukaryota, Viridiplantae, Streptophyta, Magnoliopsida, Solanales, Solanaceae. The transcript has 3 exons. Bases 37 to 315 code for a protein of 92 amino acids.